Messenger RNA from Fukomys damarensis (Damara mole-rat), 2923 nucleotides. It is a transcript of the gene Znf699, whose product is annotated as zinc finger protein 699. Gene Ontology annotation, biological process: regulation of DNA-templated transcription. Lineage: Eukaryota; Metazoa; Chordata; Mammalia; Rodentia; Bathyergidae. Bases 182 to 2188 code for a protein of 668 amino acids. The transcript is spliced from 7 exons. The record is from RefSeq and is a predicted model, not a curated record.
GUUCUGCGCAUGCGCGAGACGCUGUCUUGUCACCCGGCUUGGGCGGCGGCCAUGUCCCCUCGUGUCUCUGUGCCCGUCUUAAAAAGGGAAAGCAUCUCUGCUUUGGGGCCGGGGGACGCGAAUCUCCACGUCGCUGUCGCUGCCGCUGCGCGGGUCCCUGGAUUUCUGCGCGCUGGGAGACAUGGAGGCAGCAAGAAGAGCUUCUGGGUCACAGAAAAAUAUGAUGCAGGACUUACUGACCUUUGAAGAUGUGGCUGUAUACUUUACUGAAGAGGAGUGGGCUUUGCUGGAUCUUAUUCAGAAGGACCUUUACAGAGAUGUGAUGCUGGAAACCUUCCAGAACCUGGCCUCACUAGGGUACCAGGUACCCAUACCUCCUCAUCUGAUCUCCCAGUGGGGACAAGAGGAAGACCUGCUGAAGGUAAAGGGAGGACUUAUCCAGGGCACUUGUAUGGAAGAGCACCAAGAAGUUUCAGGUUUUGAGACUCAACUCAAUACUAGCGAAUUAGUUGCUUUUCAAGAUAUCAAUGGAGAAAAAAUAUCCAGGGAACAGAAAACAGUAAGAUUCGAAAGAACUGGUUCCUGUUCCUUUAUUUUACAUGAAAAUUGGGAGCCCCAUUGUGUUGAUGAGCAGAACAAAAGCCAUGAGAAACAUUUGAGUCACAUGGUGGAGAAUGUCUAUGAAUGUAAUGAAGAAAAUCAGUGUGAACAAAUUCCACAUCUUCAUGUGCUCAAGAGAACUACUGAAGUAAAAUCCUAUGAAUGUCGUGAGUGUGGAAAGGCCUUCAUGUUUCAUUCAUCCCUUAAGAAUCACGUCAGAUCUCAUGCUGGAAGCAAACCCUACCAGUGUCAGGAAUGUGGGAAAGCCUUCCAUUUCCUUGCUUGUUUUAAGAAGCAUAUGAAGACCCCCACUGAAGAGAAGCCCUACGAAUGUAAAGAAUGUACCAAGGUCUUCAGUUGUUCCUCAUUCUUUAGGGCACACAUGAAGAUUCACAGUGGAAAGGCAAACUAUGAAUGUAAGGAAUGUGGGAAAACUUUCAGUACUUCUUCAUACCUCACAGAACAUAAAAGAAUUCAUAGUGGAGAUAAACCUUAUGAAUGCAAGGAAUGUGGGAAGGCCUUUAGUUGUUCUUCAUCACUCUCCAAGCACAAAAGAAUUCAUAGUGGGGAUAAGCCAUACGAAUGCAAGGAAUGUGGGAAGGCUUUUAGUUCUUCCUCUCACCUUAUAAUACAUAUCAGAAUUCACACUGGAGAGAAGCCUUAUGAAUGCAAAGAGUGUGGGAAGGCCUUCAGUGAGUCCUCCAAACUCACUGUACAUGUGAGAACACAUACUGGAGAGAAACCCUAUGAAUGUCUGGAAUGUGGGAAAGCCUUCUAUCUUCCCACUUCUCUGAAUACUCAUGUGAAAAAUCAAAGCAGAGAGAAACCCUAUGAAUGUCUGGAAUGUGGGAAAGCCUUCUAUCUUCCCACUUCUCUGAAUACUCAUGUGAAAAAUCAAAGCAGAGAGAAACCCUAUGAAUGUCUGGAAUGUGGGAAAGCCUUCUAUCUUCCCACUUCUCUGAAUACUCAUGUGAAAAAUCAAAGCAGAGAGAAACCCUAUGAAUGUCUGGAAUGUGGGAAAGCCUUCUAUCUUCCCACUUCUCUGAAUACUCAUGUGAAAAAUCAAAGCAGAGAGAAACCCUAUGAGGGUAAGGAAUGUGGGAAGGCUUUUAGUUCUUCCUCUCACCUUAUAAUACAUAUCAGAAUUCACACUGGAGAGAAGCCUUAUCAGUGUAAGGAAUGUGGAAAAGCCUUUAUUAGUUCCUCCCAUCUUACAGUUCACAGAAGAACUCACACUGGAGAGAAGCCUUAUGAAUGUAAGAAAUGUGGGAAAGCCUUUAUUUAUUUCUCAGCCCUGAGCAUCCACAUGAGGACACACACUGGGGAAAAACCAUAUCAAUGUAGGGAAUGUGGGAAGGCAUUUCGACAUUCUUCAUACCUCACUGUCCAUGCCAGAAUGCACACUGGAGAAAAACCCUUUGAAUGUCUGGAAUGUGGAAAAGCCUUCAGUUGCCCCUCAUCCUUUCGAAGACAUGUGAGAAGUCACACAGGAGAGAAACCAUAUGAAUGUAAGGAAUGUGGGAAAGCCUUUAUUUGUCCAGCCUACUUUCGAAGACACGUGAAAAUCCACACCAGAGAAAACAUAUGAACGUAAAAAAUACGGGAAUAUCUGCAAGGAUUUUUCUAAUCUUCAGCAACUUGUGAAGUUUCACACGGUGGAGACACCUUAUGAAUGUGAGAAAGUAGGAGAUAGUCACUCGUUCUUUUGAAGACUUGAAGUUAUCUAUGUGAAACCUUGUAUAUGUAAACCAUGUGGUAGAGCCUUCCUGAACAUUACUUCACUGACUACAUAUAAGAAAAUUAUACCAGAAAAGAUCACUUCCUCAUUUGUAGGGCAGUCUGCUGACUCAUUUAUUUUUACUGUCUUUAAUGAGAUUAAAGGUGAUAAAUUUACUUUUUCACCUAUAGUUAGAUACUUUGUAGUAUGAAAUGUGUUUGUUUUGGCUCACAUCUAAGUGUUAUUUCCAGGUUUUUUUUCUCUGGAACCAGGGAUUGAUUAUUUACAGUUUUAUAAAGCCUUUUAGACCUAAAGUUUAUUUGAAAUAUAUACAGGAAGUUCUUGAUUUCCAAACAUUUCAGUUACAAACUUUCACAGUGUAUACUGUAUAAGAUGUUGGCUUACAAAUAAAUCCACAAUGGAACUUGUUCAUAAGUCAGGGACUUACUGUAUAUAUUUUGAGACACGGUCUUGCUGACCUUGAACUCCUGGACAGAAGUAAUUCUCCUGCCUCAGCUUUCCAAGUAGCUAGGACUAUAGGCACCAUGGUGCCUGCCUGAAGGAUGGAUUUUCCAUAUGCAGGUCUUUUAAAAAAUUGUUUUCCAG